UGGUAGUGUCCCGUCCUCCCUGGCCAUCUGCCUGGGAUAGGAUCAGAUAGGUUCAAAAUAGUGAAAUGGGUUUUUAAUGAGUGAAGGGGGGGUUGGUUGGCAAUACUUUUUUGUAACGCAAAGUAUAAUGGAUUUAUACUCCAGUCCAUUUGGUGGCGGUAAUAGGCCAUUAAUAUUGGAUGCCAACCGUCGUUAAACCCCACCGAAUAAUACUUUCUUGUAGCUAGCUAACCCUUCUUAUUAUAGCUCAGUGAGAUAACCAUUUCGGACUAAAAUAGUCGAAAUAGUUAGCUAGAUAGAAAUUGUAACGUUAGCCAACUAGCUAGCUAGCUUGUUAACUGAAAUAAUAUUAUACAAAAUGCAUUUAAUCUUUGUUUUAAACUGACUGACGUAGCGUAGUUAAUUUACGUUGGUGGCAGGCAAACUUGUUUUCUUCAGCUCAAACCGAGGGAAGUUAACAAGCUAACGUUAGCUAGCUACAAUUACAUUUUUGUGAAUUCAUGGGGGGUGGACACAAUUAAAUACGUCAUUGGCUAACGGCCCCGAUUUCCAUCAAAACACCCAUGGCAAAGUGGUUGAAGGACUACUUGAACUUCGGCAGCCGUCGUGACGCCCCCCAGCUUCCGCGUCCUGACUACACAGAGAGUGAGAUCCUGAGGGCCUACAGAGCCCAGAAAGACCUGGACUUUGAAGACCCCUACCAGAGCGCAGAGAAACCACAAAAUGGCUGCUACGGUGGCUGUAGGGGGACAGUAAGCCUGCAUGCGUUUCCCGCCUUCGCUUCUGUCCUUCCCAACAAUGCAGAGGUGAAGGUGGUGUCUCCCAAACACAGGCUGAUCAAGGUGGACUCUCAGGAGUUCAGUCGCAAUAAGGUCCCCCUCAGCCCCGUCACCAUCCACCAAGAACCGGUGCUUCCCUCUGCUCCUACAGCAGUAGGGGACUCCGACACCGACUACUCAGACCCGUUUGAUGCCAGACCAGUUCCUCGGCUUAGAGCAGAUUGGGAGCCUAACCCUAACCCACACCUUACCUUGGGCCUCAGCCCCAUCACCAGUCCUACCCUGGUAGCCUUCAGCCCUAACCCUAUCCUAGGUCUCAGUCUCCGUCCAGGGCACAGCAGCAGCUACAUGGAACCCUUUGAAGCCCAGAGGGUCAUCACAGAGCUCCAACAGGGCCCAGAGCAGGGCCGGCCAGGAGUGGGCAUGGCACAUUGAUUAGCUAGCUGUACCAGGGUGGGAGUUUCAUCCAAUAGUGUUAUACAGUAGACUGCUACAUCGCUAUAGUGGAAAGCUAUUAUAUAAAUGUGUGCUUGAAAGCUAUUUCAGUACUUAUAUGUUUGAAUGCUGGUGUUUUACACCUGAGUGUACAAAAUAUUAGGAAUGCCUUCCUGAUAUUGAGUUGCACCCCCUUUUGCCUUCAGAACAGCCUCAGUU
This is a messenger RNA of Salvelinus sp. IW2-2015, 1433 nucleotides long. RefSeq names its product SH2 domain-containing adapter protein D. The record is from RefSeq and is a predicted model, not a curated record. Lineage: Eukaryota; Metazoa; Chordata; Actinopteri; Salmoniformes; Salmonidae. Gene Ontology annotation, molecular function: phosphotyrosine residue binding.